Molecule: messenger RNA, 1735 nt
Organism: Populus trichocarpa (black cottonwood)
Lineage: Eukaryota; Viridiplantae; Streptophyta; Magnoliopsida; Malpighiales; Salicaceae
Product: UDP-glycosyltransferase 708G1
Exons: 1
Coding region: 172-1647 (491 amino acids)
Molecular function (GO): UDP-glycosyltransferase activity
Source: RefSeq, a predicted model, not a curated record
UAUGGAGUUGCAGACUUGCAGUUGCAGCAAUAAUAAAUAACGUGUCUGGCUGUUGCUCCUUCCAAUAUUGAGUGCUUGCGACCGCAUGUACCAACUCCCUUCAACGCUUUUGCUGGCUACGGAAUUCACCACAAACCAUGUCAACAAGCAUCUACCGACAUAUUUAAAUACAUGCUCAAGCAGCUCUUCUUUUCUUAUACAAGUAGAAUAAGCUCCACCAAAACAAGGCAAAGGCAAAUUCAUUUACAGAACAAAGGAAGAAUGCCAAGUUCUGGUGACCGCAAACUUGCUCAUGUAGCUCUCCUCCCAAGUGCUGGCAUGGGCCAUCUCACGCCCUUCCUUAGACUUGCUGCUUCACUCACACUCCAAAAUGUCCAAGUCACCUUCAUCAUCCCACACCCAACAGUCUCACUCUCUGAGUCACAAGCUUUAUCUCAGUUAUUUGCUUCCUUUCCUCAAAUCAAGCACCAGCAGUUUCAUCUCCUUCCACUUGACAACCCUUCGGAUGACCCUUUUUUCGAACAUUUCCAACUCAUCAAGAACUCCUCUCGCCUUCUUUCCCCACUUCUGUCUGCACUAAAUCCACCCCUUUCUGUUUUUAUCACGGACAUGAGCUUGGCUUCGACGGUUACUCCCAUCACUGAAGCUAUUAGCCUUCCUAAUUAUGUUCUCUUCACAUCAUCUGCUAAAAUGCUGACAUUUUUUCUAUGUUACCCCACUUUAGCCGACUCAAAAGCUAUGGAUGAAUUAGAUGAGAUGGAUGUCAUCAAGAUUCGGGGCCUGGAAUUGAUGCCCAAAUCAUGGAUUCCCCCACCACUUCUGAAAAAAGGCAAUAAUAUCCUAAAGACCAGUUUCAUAGAGGAUAGUAGAAAAGUCGCAGAAUCAAGUGGAAUUCUAGUUAACACGUUCGAAAGUUUUGAGCAAGAAUCACUCAGAAAGCUAAAUGAUUGCCAACUACUCCUGGAAAGGCUACCUUCAGUUGUCGCCAUUGGACCACUCCCACCAUGUGAUUUUGAGAAGAGCCAGUUACAGCUAACUUGGCUUGAUGAUCAACCAGCUGGAUCAGUUGUGUAUGUUAGCUUUGGUAGUAGGACUGCUUUGUCGAGGGAUCAAGUCAGAGAGUUAGGUGAAGGGCUGGUAAGGAGUGGUAGCAGGUUUAUCUGGGUGGUGAAGGAUAAAAAAGUUGACAGAGAAGAUAAUGAAGGAUUGGAAGGGGUAAUUGGAGAUGAAUUGAUGGAGAGGAUGAAAGAAAAGGGAUUAGUUGUUAGGAAUUGGGUAAACCAGGAGGAUGUAUUAAGCCACCCAGCAGUCGGAGGAUUUUUCAGUCAUUGUGGUUGGAAUUCAGUGAUGGAGGCUGCAUGGCAUGGAGUGAAGAUCUUAGCUUGGCCCCAACAUGGGGACCAGAAAGUCAACGCAGAUAUUGUGGAGAGGAUUGGACUAGGGACCUGGGUGAAGAGUUGGGGAUGGGGUGAGGAGAUGAUAGUGAAUAGAGCAGAAAUUGCAGAAAAGAUUGGAGAAAUUAUGGGGAAUGAAUCAUUAAGAAUUCAGGCAUUGGGCAUCAAAGAAGAAGCGAGGAAAACAGUGGGAGUUGGUGGGUGUUCUAACAAAGGAUUGUCUGAACUCAUCAACAUGUGGGGGAAGUUCUGAAGUUACGAGAAUAUCCUGUAUCUAUGUUUUGUAUCUUGAUUUGUCUGUGUCCAGAUAAAUAAAAACGCAAAAUUAAAGAGAAACCAAA